AUGAAAUUCUCAACAUCUUUUGUCGCUGCUUAUGCUGCUUACUUAAUGGGUUCAGCCGUCGCUGCUCCUCAUGCCCAUGCUGGUGUUGCUAAACGUGAUGCUGAAUGUGCUACUACUGCUCAUCACCAUCAUCAACACAAACGUGCCGUUGCUGUUGAAUAUGUUUACUCAACCGUUACUGUUGAUGGCCAAGGUCAAACUGUUAGUGCUUCAGCUUCUCAAACCACUUUAGAACCAUCUUCAGUUGUUGACAGAGCUGCUAGUGUUAAACCAUCAUCAAGUUCCUCUUCAACUUCAACCUCAACUUCAGCAGCUCCAACCUCAACUUCAGCCUCAUCAUCUGAAGCCCAAUCUACUACUUCAUCAUCAACCUCAUCUUCAUCAUCUUCUUCAUCAUCUUCAGGUGGUUCUUCAGGUUCUUCAGGUUCAAUUUAUGGUGAUUUAUCCGAUUUCUCUGGUCCAAACAAAGAAUUCCAAGAUGAUACUAUUUCAUGUACCGAUUUUGAUUCUUUAGUUGGUCAAGGUGUUAUUUCAUUAGAACAUUUAGGUUUCGGUGGUUUCUCAGGUAUUUAUCAUCCAUCUGAUACUUCAACUGGGGGUAAAUGUACUGAAGGUGCUUAUUGUUCUUAUGCUUGUCAACCAGGUAUGUCCAAAACUCAAUGGCCAUCAGAACAACCAGGUAAUGGUGUUUCAGUCGGUGGUUUGGUUUGUAAGAAUGGUAAAUUAAGAAGAUCAAACACCAAUCAAAAAUACUUGUGUGAAUGGGGUGUUGAUGCUGCUUAUGUUGUUAACAACUUGUCACAAAAUGUUGCCAUUUGUCGUACUGAUUACCCAGGUACUGAAAACAUGGUUAUCCCAACCAAUGUUGAAGGUGGUAAAUCAUUACCAUUAACUGUUGUUGACCAGUCAACUUACUACCAAUGGGGAGGUAAAGGUACUUCAGCUCAAUACUAUGUUAACAAUGCUGGUGUUUCUUGGGAAGAUGGUUGUGUUUGGGGAUCAGCAGGUUCAGGUAUUGGUAACUGGGCUCCAUUAAACUUUGGGGCUGGUGCAGUUAACGGUAUUUCAUACUUAUCUUUGAUUCCAAAUCCAAACAACAAAGAAUCCUUAAACUUUAAGGUUAAAAUUGUCGCUUCCGAUGACAAUUCAAAUGUCUCUGGUGAAUGUACUUAUGCCAAUGGUCAAUACAAUGGUAACGGUAAUGAUGGUUGUACUGUUGGUGUUACUAAAGGUUCAGCCAAAUUUGUCUUGUACAAUUAG
Hansenula anomala is the source of this 1260-nucleotide messenger RNA. RefSeq names its product SUN domain-containing protein. The transcript has a single exon. Gene Ontology annotation, biological process: fungal-type cell wall organization. Bases 1 to 1260 code for a protein of 419 amino acids. Gene Ontology annotation, cellular component: cell surface; fungal-type cell wall. NCBI's taxonomy places the organism in Eukaryota, Fungi, Ascomycota, Saccharomycetes, Phaffomycetales, Wickerhamomycetaceae. The record is from RefSeq and is a predicted model, not a curated record.